This is a messenger RNA of Chelonus insularis, 5116 nucleotides long. RefSeq names its product macroglobulin complement-related (gene Mcr). NCBI's taxonomy places the organism in Eukaryota, Metazoa, Arthropoda, Insecta, Hymenoptera, Braconidae. The record is from RefSeq and is a predicted model, not a curated record. Gene Ontology annotation, cellular component: extracellular region. The coding region runs from base 230 to 5098 and encodes 1622 amino acids. The transcript is spliced from 5 exons. Gene Ontology annotation, molecular function: endopeptidase inhibitor activity; protein binding.
AGUUGUUUGGAGUGGAUGGGUGUAGUUCUUAUAAUCAUUGUUGAAUGUUUUUACUAAAAUUUUAAUUAUAUUAGACAUUUUUUGUCUAAUAAAUAUAUUUAUUUUAAUGGUGGAAAAGUUUUAUAAAAUUGAAAUUAAGUAAGUAGUAAAAAAGUUUUAGAUUGUAUCUAAAACUUGGAGUAGCGUCGGCUUACGUUGUUCAUUUGUUCAAGCUACAGAUAAAUUAAAAAUGUGGUAUCUAUUACUGGGGUGGUUACUAACCACAGCUAAUUGUCAACAACCUCAAGAUGACACUUCGGAAAAUGUACCAUGGAAUCGUUAUGAUGAUCAAAAUCAAAAUCUUUAUCCGUCCUAUCGAAAUCCUUCCGGAAAUGAUAAUAUAAUUCUAAAAGAAGCAACAUAUUUUAUUGUGGCUUCGAAAAUGUGCCGCCCAGGACAAGUGUAUCGUAUAGCUGUGAAUGUUUUACGAAGCAAUUUACCAAUAACAGUCCGAGCAUCUAUUCAACGUAAUGGUGUAGAAAUGGCAGCAGAUGAUAAAGAUAUUAAGGAAGGAGUUCCAGAAAAUUUAAUGCUUAAAAUGCCUCCUACUUCAAUUCAUGGUGAAUAUAAACUACGUGUCGAAGGUCUUUAUAAUGGCUUAACUGGUGGACAAGCUUUUUAUAAUGAAACGAAACUUAUGUUUUCACAAAAAUCUAUGUCUAUUUUCAUCCAAAUGGAUAAACCAGUAUAUAUGCAAGGUCAAAAAGUUCGAUUUAGAGCAAUACCAAUAAAUACAGAAUUAAAAGCUUUUAAUAAUCCAGUUGAUAUAUUCAUGAUGGAUCCAUAUCGAAGAAUUAUGAGACGUUGGUUGAGUAGACAAAGUAAUCUUGGAACAGUUUCUUUGUCAUAUCAACUAUCAGAUCAGCCGGUUUUCGGUGAUUGGAUAAUUCAAGUUGUUGCACAAAGUCAAAUAGAAGAAAAAACGUUUACUGUUGAAGAAUAUUAUCAAACGCGAUUUGAAGUUAAUGUGACCAUGCCUGCCUUUUUUUUCGAUAAAGAUCCGUAUAUUCACGGAAUGGUUCAAGCAAAUUACACAUCUGGUGCUCCUGUAAGAGGUAAUUUAACUUUAAAAGCCAGAAUUACACCACUGAGUAACUAUCGAAUUAUAAAUACUCAGCCUGUAGAACGUUACUUUAAUUUUAAUGAAUAUUAUCCAUCAUGGUUCAAAAAUCCUGAAGUUUACCAAGAUUAUCCGGUUCUCAGAAUGUUCAAUGGUACUUAUCAAUUUCAAUAUCCAAUGCAUGAACUACUGACAUAUGCGUCUAUUUCUGAAGGUUUAGAAGUUCAAAUUAUUGCCACUGUGGGUGAAAGUUUUUUGAACGAAGUAAUUGUUGGUUAUUCUACUGCUAGAAUAUUUAAUUCUACUGUUCGUAUACACUUUUCUGGAGGUUCACCACAAAUAUUCAAACCUGCUAUGCCUUAUACAUUUAAUAUUGUAGCUUCUUAUCAUGAUGGAUCAUCUUUAAAUCCAUCAAAGUUAUGGAGUCCCCAAAUGUCAGUACGUGCAGAGAUAGACUCAAAAAAUGGAGGUCGUAAAACCCUAGAUACUCAAUACUUGAGACCUUCCGCGGAUUCAGCAAUCUGGACAAUGAAACUUGAUUUAAGACAACAAUUGAAUCUGAUAGAUAACAGCAAACGUAGUCAACAAGUGUUAAACGAUAUUACAUCUGUUAGAUUAUAUGCUACUUUUGUCGACGGUGAAGGAGAAAGUGCUAGAGCUGAACUUCUUCUUUUGGCCCAUGAUUCACCAGGUAAUAAACACAUCAAAAUCACUACGUCUUCAAAACAUCCUAAAGUUGGUGAAUAUUUAGUACUCCAUGUUCAAACGAACUAUUAUAUUGAAACUUUUAAUUAUAUUAUCAUGUCAAAAGGAAUUAUUCUUCUUAGUGGUCAAGAUAUCAUGGAAUCAGAUAUUAGAACAUUUUCUAUUCCUUUAAGCCCGGAUAUGGCACCCGUUGCAACUGCUGUUGUCUAUCAUGUUGGUAAAUACGGCGAAGUAAUUGCUGACUCAUUAACAAUACCAAUUAAUGGUAUUUCUGGUAAUAAUUUCACUAUUUAUAUUAAUAAUAGAAAAGCAAGAACCGGAGAAAAAGUUGAAGUUGCAAUUUACGGUGAACCUGGUGCGUAUGUAGCUCUUUCAGGGGUUGAUCGAGCUUUUUAUUCUAUGCAAGCAGGUAAUGAAAUUAGUUAUGCUAAUGUUAUUUCGCGAAUGGCGGAUUUUGGUGAAGAAACCAAUGGUACACAUACUCAUUCUUGGUUCCACCAUAGUGGUGAUCCAGAUCAUGCAGUUUUCUUUCCGUCAUCAACUCUUGGUAUUGAUGUUAAUAGAACUUUUGAAUAUAUUGGAUUAGUAGUGUUUACUGAUGCUUUCAUUUAUCGAAGAUCUGAUUUCUGUAAUAGGAGUUUGGGUCUUGAUGAAUGUUUAAAUGGAAAGUGUUAUAGGCUGGAAAAGAAGUGCGAUAAUGUUGUAGAUUGUGAAGAUGGAAGUGAUGAAGCAAGAUGUGUAACUCGUAAUGAAACUGAUUUAGCACUCUUCCGUAAGAAUCGAUUUAACCGAAUCCAAAGACAAUAUGAAAAUGUCUGGUUAUGGAAAGAUGUUAAUAUUGGACCUCACGGCAGAUUUAUUUUUGAUAUUGAGGUACCUCGUCGACCUGUCCAUUGGAUGGUUACAGCAUUUAGUAUGAGUCCAAGUCGAGGUUUCGGAAUGUUGCGGAAAGCAAUUGAAUAUACUGGAGUUUUACCAUUUUUCAUUAACGUUGAAAUGCCAACAGAAAGUCGUCAAGGUGAACAAAUUGGUAUUCGUGUCUCUGUUUUCAAUUAUUUAAAAUACAAUAUUGAAGCUACUGUAGUGCUAGCAGAUUCUCCUGAUUAUAAAUUCGUUCAUGUUGAAGAAAAUGGGUAUGUUAAUUCAUACAGUCCGAGAACAUCUUUUGGAGAACAUCAAUUUUUCAUUUGGAUUCCUGCUCAAGAUGCAGCAAUUGUAUAUUUACCAAUAGUUCCUGUAAGAUUGGGUGAUAUCAAAAUUACAAUUUAUGCCCAGACAAUUAUUGGAAGAGAUAAAGUAGAACGAACUCUUCAUGUUGAAGCCGAUGGGCUUCCGCAAUAUCGCCAUCAGUCUAUAUUAUUAGAUUUAAGUACAAGGAGUUUAUUCCACCAUUAUAUGCAUGUAAACAUUACUGAUACACCUAUUGUAAAAUAUGCUGAAGAUCGUCUAUACAUCUUUGGCUCUAAUAGAGCUACAAUAAGUGUAGUAGGUGAUGUUUUAGGGCCUAUCUAUCCCACAAUGCCAGUAAAUGCAACAAGUUUAUUACAUUUACCAAUGGAUUGUGCGGAACAAAAUAUGUUUAGUUUCGCUGCAAAUAUGUAUGCUACGAUGUACAUGCGUUUAAUCAAUCAACGAAAUCUUACUCAAGAGAAAGAAAGUUUUGAAUUUAUGAAUAUUGGUUAUCAACGACAGCUAUCAUUUAUGACUUUGAAUGGAUCUUUUAGUUUAUUUAGAAGUGAUUGGAACCAAUCAGCAUCUAGUGUGUGGCUAACAGCAUUUUGUGCUCGAAUAUUUCAAGAGGCUAGUUUUUAUGAAUGGGAAAAUUAUUUAUACAUUGACCCUAAAGUAAUUUCCAAGGCUGUAGAAUGGGUUUUAGCACAUCAAACCGAAUACGGAGCUUUUUAUGAAGUUACGUGGUUACCUGACAGAAAAAUGAAUAACACGAAAUUCGAUGAAUAUGAUUAUGUCCGUUACAGAAAUAUUAGUCUUACAGCUCAUGUAUUAAUAACAUUGGAAACGGUUAAAGAUCUUACAGGAGAGCUUGGUACUCAAGUUGCAUUAAGUGCAUCAAAAGCAGUUAAAUGGCUAGAAAUAAAUCUGAAACUUUUGGAAACACAAGGAACACCAUAUGAAUGUGCUAUUGUUGCUUAUGCCCUUUUACUUGCUAAAUCUUCAGCUGCUGAACAAGCUUUUAAUAUUCUUGCUACAUUUGCCAAGAGAGAAGGAGAAUUUAUAUAUUGGGGUCGUCAAGAUGUUCCUUUGCCACCUGUGAAAAUGGAAAAUCAAAAGCCGUAUUCUUUACCGCGUUUGCCUUACGAAUAUGACUGUGAAAAUGUUGAAACAACAGCUUAUGCUCUGCUUGUUUAUGUUGCUCGUCAAGAAUCUAAUCUUGAGGGCAUAGUUAAAUGGUUAAAUUCACAGAGACUCACUGAUGGAGGUUGGGCAUCUACUCAAGAUACUGUGUGGGCGAUGAAAGCUCUCAUGGAAUAUACAGUUAAAUCAAGAAUUCGUGACGUUAGUAAGCUUUCUGUUGCUGUCGAAUCAACUGCAUUAGGUGGAAGACGUCAUACGUUCAAUGUGAAUGAUCGUAAUUUGGUUAAGCUUCAAACUCUUGAGAUACCCGAAGCUUGGGGAACCGUUAAAAUUGAGGCUACUGGGAAUGGUUAUGCAAUUCUUCAAAUGUCGGUGCAAUAUAAUGUCGAUUUACCAAAAUUCCAGACUCAACCUCCAGUUAGAGCUUUUGACUUAAAUGUUAAACAUCAUCCUUACGGAAGAAAUCAGUCUCAUAUUACUUACAGAAGUUGUCAAAGGUGGACUAACACAAAUGAAUCCGUCCGGUCUGGAAUGGCUGUAUUAGAUGUUACAAUACCAACAGGUUAUAUUAUUCAACAACAAAAUUUGGAUAGAUAUACUCGUUCUGGAAUAGUGCGAAAUUUACAACGAGCCAAAUAUCAAGAACGAAAAGUUUUAUUUUAUUUUGACUAUUUAGAUAGUGAAGAGACGUGUGUUAAUUUUACUGUUGAACGCUGGUACCCUGUAGCUAAUAUGUCGAGGUUUUUAGCAGUUAGAGUAUAUGAUUAUUAUGCUCCUGAACGAUUUAAUGAAACAAUUUUCGAUUCAUUAUCAACAUAUCUUUUAAGUAUUUGUGAAGUUUGUGGUAGUUCGCAAUGUCCAUAUUGCCCAAUAUAUAAUGCGGCUACACUUCUCUCUUCACCAACAUCAACAAUACUUAUUGUUUCAGUAUUUUUAGUGACUUUAAGAUAUGUCAAAACACAAGAAUUCAGUAUAGGAUAAUGUUUAAAAUAAACAGAA